UAUACAGCAGGUAAAACCAGGAGAUCCUGGAACAGUCAUCCGGCUGACCGAGCAGGCAGGCACAGUCUCUUCCAGUAACCUUGCAAAGAUGAUCAAAACGUCCGUGUCACUCCUCUUGGUGCUUGUCGCUGCGUCCUUUACCCUUGCCAAAUAUACCCCGAAGACAGGCAAGAGGGUCCCUCAAACUCUGUCCAGAGGAUGGGGCGAUCAGUUGAUCUGGGCUCAGACGUACGAGGAAGGACUGUACUGGGCCAGGUCAAAGAACAAACCCUUGAUGGUCCUCUUUCACCUGGACGACUGUCCACACAGCCAGGCACUGAAGAAAGUGUUUGCAGAGGACAAUGAGCUCCAAAAAAUCCUUGAUGAGGAUUUGGUUGUACUCAACCUGGUGUAUGAAACCACAGACAAACAUCUCUCCCCUGACGGACAGUAUGUUCCCCGAAUCAUUUUUGUUGACCCCUCCAUGACGGUGAGGGCCGACGUGACCGGUCGCUACGCCAACCGCAUGUAUGCCUACGAACCAAAUGACGUCAAACUAUUGAUAAGCAACAUGAAGAAGGCCAGGAAACUCCUCAAGUCGGAGCUUUGAAGCCCAGGGCCAAAGAUGCCCUCAACAGUUCCUUCUUCUUCACUGAAAUGCUCCCCAUUGUCUUUCAAAUAAAAUUGA
Messenger RNA from Syngnathus acus (greater pipefish), 667 nucleotides. RefSeq names its product anterior gradient 2 (gene agr2). NCBI's taxonomy places the organism in Eukaryota, Metazoa, Chordata, Actinopteri, Syngnathiformes, Syngnathidae. The coding region runs from base 89 to 589 and encodes 166 amino acids. The transcript has 8 exons. Gene Ontology annotation, cellular component: endoplasmic reticulum. The record is from RefSeq and is a predicted model, not a curated record.